UUUUGUUAAUGCAGGUCUAUUGCAUUUGCUGCUCAAGUUAACUGCAAAUAUUUGUCUUAAUGCUUAUGCUCUAUCGUACCCUUUCUUAUCUAGUCUUGCUUGAUUUGGAGAAUGCUUGGAUUUUUAUUUUUCCUGGUCUUUUUCCAAUACAUAUUUCCUUUUUCUUUUAUCUUUAAAAAAAUAUAUAUCUCCAGCCUGUUUCCGUUCCUUCAAAUGUUACACGCAAGUCCUACUUAUUCAGAACUAGUAGACUUCUCUGUUUGCAAACCAAAGCUCGAUCCAGCCGCGGGCCCGAGGAUUCUGAUGCAGAAUCGAAAUGUCCUCCUCGUUGAUCACUCCCACUCUGGCAGAUUGGAAGAUGAGGACGAUGAGGACUUGGAACCGGAUUUGGAAAAUGACGACAUGUUCAGUCGUAAAACUGGUGCCUUCUGCUCCACUGUCAACUUGAAACCUUUUCACAGUCAGGAACAAAGCAGCUUUGGCUCCAGCGACUCGGUUGAAAGACUCGUAGCUCAAGAAAGAAGAGACAAAAGCGUCAUUCCUGAUCCGGAAAAGGAUGAUGUGAUCAUUAGGAAGGAACGUGAUUCUCAAACCAAGCCACCGUUGCCUUCGGGUGCACCAGACAUAUACAAUCCCAUUCCCUUCCCAAAUCCGUGGGCUUUGCCAGAGUCACUCCGUUCAAAAUUCCUUUGUCCGCCGAAGCAAGGUUCCGAAGAAUUGGAAGAAUCGGAAAAUGGCGAAGGUGUAUUGCCAUGCCCAAAAAAAGAUGACAUGCUCUCUCGGAGAAUGGCGCUAUCUCAAGCUAAUAAAGCAGUGAAAUCUUCGAACUUUGCUCCUGCCUCAUGCAGUGAAGAGGAUUCAAAGAAGUGGGAGCAAAUAAGGGAGGCCAGCAGAUUGAGACACAAGAGGCAUCAGCUGGUUGAGAGGUUAGGGCGCGUUGCAAGUGUGCGUUUCAUCCCUGCCUCUAAACCAAAUGGGGCAAGUCCCUGCAGUAAUGACUAAGACAUGCAUGAAGUGUGAACAUGUGGAGUUUCUGUAUCAUUGAUUUUUCUAGUAUGUAGUAUUUUGUAUAGGCCAGUUUGACUUACUAGGCCAUGAAUAAGAACAAAUCAUCUUAACAAGCACUUAACUUCCAUUGGUUGUUCCAGAAUUAACGUCUCAACAUUUAAAAAAUAAUAAGCAGCAAUAUUAUUGAUGCCUUGUCACUGUCAUGAUUGGCAACUGCUACAUGUGUGAUAAGCAGUAAACUCAUCGAAUUGCGGCAAAAAAAAGCAUGUUGUUGAGGGGAACAUUGUUUGACUGUAAUAAAUCCUUUUCAUGUUAUCACGUUGGAGUUAUGGAAGCUAAAUUAUGUUCAUUCUUUCUCUGCCUCACUAUAAUUAUAACAAGAUAGCAACAUCUCUUGAAAAAUAGACAAUAGACAAUAGGUGCAGGAGUAGGCCAUUCAGCCCUUCAAGCCAGCACCGCCAAUCAAUGUGAUCAUGGCUGAUCAUCCACAAUCGGUACCAUGUUCCUGCAUUCUCCUUCCAGGUACAUCAGUAACUUUGUGGGGUGAUAUUUAAUAGUAAAACACAAAGUGCUGGAGCAACUCAGAUGGCAGGGAAUAUCCGUGGCGGGAAUGGAUAGGUGACAUUUUGGGUCCGAUCCCUUCUUCAGACUGAGUGUAGCAGGGAGGACUAACUUAUUUGUAGAUCAGGAAAUGUUUGAUAAAUGUUGUUAUAUAACUCAAUCUAAAGGGUAAACAUGUUUUUUUGAUUAGGAGAAUAAAGGGUAUCAAAGUAGGAAUUAUUUUAACCAUUGCAUGAAGUAGGAAUGCUUGUUGGAAGGCUGUUAAUGGAAUGUUCUUUAGAUUACUCAAAGCACAGCAGUUGGUACAUUUUAGGAAUAUUAACAUAUUUAGUAUAUCCUCCUGCCAUAAUCUGAAUUUCUACAGUGGAUGUGAAAAUAACUCGGUCAAAUUAAAAUGGGUAUUCAACCCACCUGACAGUAUCCCUGAAUCCAUUGCUGAUACAGGAAUGUAUCUUCGAAACACAAUUUUACUACUUUAGUUUGACAUUAAAAAGCAAAACCGCUCCAAGUCACUGAUACCUGAAAAGAGUUGCAAGUUUUUGUGGGCAUAACCAGAUUGGUUCUCACAUUGCAACAGAAUGGCAGUGACUAGUGGGGUCUUGCAAGGCUUGUUGCUGGGACCGCAGCUAUUUACAAUAUACAUUAAUGAUUUAGAUGA
This is a messenger RNA of Amblyraja radiata (thorny skate), 2227 nucleotides long. RefSeq names its product LIM domain only protein 7-like. The transcript has a single exon. Lineage: Eukaryota; Metazoa; Chordata; Chondrichthyes; Rajiformes; Rajidae. Bases 112 to 1002 code for a protein of 296 amino acids. Gene Ontology annotation, biological process: regulation of signaling; regulation of cell adhesion. The record is from RefSeq and is a predicted model, not a curated record.